GUGGCACUGCAGGGCCGGGUGGCCAUUUAUAAAUUUCCCGCACCCUGCUUGUGCGCGCUCCCCGGGAGCACGCAGCACCGCGAUCCAGUGCCCGCUGUGUCCUCCGGACACAGUGAAAUACUGAUCGUUGGACGGGACCUCUGUACGAGGUCCCGAUCAUGUGAUCACUGAUUGGCCAAUCAGUGAUCACAUGCAAAGUAGUAAGCAAGCUGUCACUUCUGACAUCAUUGCUUACUACGUGUGAAAUCUGUGAAUGAUCACAGAGGUCACAUGGUACAAGGCUAU
Messenger RNA from Staurois parvus, 285 nucleotides. NCBI's taxonomy places the organism in Eukaryota, Metazoa, Chordata, Amphibia, Anura, Ranidae. The record is from the annotation of a GenBank genome assembly.